Molecule: messenger RNA, 2917 nt
Organism: Manduca sexta (tobacco hornworm)
Lineage: Eukaryota; Metazoa; Arthropoda; Insecta; Lepidoptera; Sphingidae
Product: serologically defined colon cancer antigen 8 homolog
Exons: 15
Coding region: 81-2705 (874 amino acids)
Biological process (GO): neuron migration; tube formation; establishment of cell polarity
Cellular component (GO): centriole; centrosome
Source: RefSeq, a predicted model, not a curated record
UGCGGCGCACUACUUCUAUUUUCAAAUAAUUUGUUUUAUUUUUUAUUUUCGUUCGGAAUUAAAAUGUAAUUUGUUUAGUUAUGUAUAAUUAUUGUAAAUACAGGCGGCCGGCUAAGAUGAAUGAUUAUGGAUUGAAGAGAGUUCCUGAUUAUACCGAGUUGGCGUACAAAGAGGCGGUAUCUAAAUUGAGAUACUUUUUAUCGGGAAAUUAUGCGCCAAGCGUACGCAGCUACGGAGGCUCUGCGUCUAUAAAAAAUCUAGACGAGUCCGACGGAGACCUCGACAAGAAAUACUCCCCGUACAACGCACUCGCCGAGUACAAGCCGAGACCGAGACUCACUGCGAAGUACACAACGUUGUACGCCGACAGCUUGAAGAACUACGCCCCUGAGCCUGUUAAAGAUGUACCCACACCUGCGCCCGCGCCGGUGGGUGACGUCACCGGCGGCACCAAUCCUGACGUCAUCAACUUCAUACAGAAGCAGGAAGAGUAUAUCGAACAGCUUGAACGUGAGAGCCAGUAUUGCAGGGACGAGCUGAACAACCUCCUCGGCAAGGUUAAGGAGGUGAUCUCCGAGAACGAGCAUCUCCACGAUGCGCAGAAGAACAAGCUGAUCACGCGCAUGUUCCACUCGUACAACGGCUCCGAGACCGAUGAGCUUGACGAUGCUGCUGACAGCACCGGGGUCGACUCCGAUAAUAAGGUGUCUCCAUCCAAACCUCGCAGGGGCGCGAAAUCCCGUUCAACCAAGUUGGAAGGACCUAACAUCGUAUUCGAGUCGCGUAUAGCUGAGUUAGAAGCACAACUCACUCAAGCCAAAAUCGAUCUUAAGAAAGUGCAGGAUGAGAAUAAUGAGAACAAACGCAAGCUGGCCUCUGGGCUCGUUGACUCAACGUGCCUUGACGGCUUCAAGCGUCAAAUCGAUAACUUGCAGAGGGACAAAUCAUCAUUGGAGGCUCAGAUCAGCAAGCUAAAGCUGAGCUUAGAACAGCAAGACAGCGACAACGGCAAAUACAAACGCUCUGACGUGUUGGAGACACAGCUGCGCGAGGAAAGAAACAAUUUGGAGGCAGAAGUGCGCAGGCUGAAAGACGACUUAGCUAAAGAGCGCAGUAAGGUGCGCGAGCUCGCGGGCGAGGGUGCGCGGCGCGCCAUACAGGAGCGCAGCGCCGCCGAGCAGCGAUACAACGCGCACUUCGACGAGCUGCAGCACGACCUCGCCGCGCAGUACGACAACGUGUCCAAGCUACAGCUUGAUUUGGAGCGUCAACGCCGCGAAGAAAAUGAUUUGAAACGCGAACUGUCGAUGAAAAAUUCUGCCAUCGACGAACUAAAAAUGGAACUGAAGAACAAGACAGCAUCUCUCCAAGCCGACCUAGCCCAGGCUCACGCGGAGAAGGCGUCCCUAGAAGAGGAGCUGAACAGCGCGCGCCUCGCCAUCGAGCGACACCAGCGCCAGGCGAAGCACGAGACCAAUCGUCUCAACUCAGAAAUCCAGUCACUUCGCCAGCGCCUGGAUCGAGCUGAUGCGGACUUGGUGCACUCGCGUCGGGAGAACUUGCGUCUCUCUGAACAAAUCGCUAACUUGGAGAAAGAGUUGAACAUGAAGAAUUUGACACCAGUGACUCCAGAGAAGAAGAAGAAAGAGAAAGAACUGUCGUCGAUGUUAGAGACGAUGGAGAAUAAACACGCUAAAACCGUGGCUGAGUUGGAGGCCAUGAUACAAUCACAAAACAGUCUGAUGGAGAAACUCACCGGCGAGUGUCGUUUGCUCACAGACAAGCUCGACGACGCGAACCGUAGGCACAAGGAAGAACUGGCCACUCUGCAGCGUCAAGUAAACACGCUGGGGCAGUCGCUUCAGUCACAUGCCACAGCUAGCACUUAUCAAGCACCUCCCUCGCACGCUGCCACAACCCACAGAAAUGUACACAGCGAACCCGAUGCCAGACGGGACCAUUCCAGAGUUGUCUCCCCCGGCCACUCCACACUCCCCGGAAAUACAGACCGAUCGGACCGAAUCGUCGGAAACGUCGAACAUCAGCGAGAUAACCACAAAGUUCAAAAACCUGUAAACCAAGAAGAUUCUAGAACAUCUCCAGAAGAAACAUCAGUACCUGUGGAUGGAUUUAAAGAUACAAAUGAUGAACAAAAUGAUGGUCAAUACGCUGAAGAAACUAAAACAGUUGAUGAAAAAGAUUUAACUCACGAAGAGCCAGAAAAACCAAUGGAAGUGGCACAUUAUAACGAAGGAAAUUACAACUAUGAGCAGAAUCCCGAGUAUCAGAAUCAAUACGAGCAGAAUUACGAGCAACCUGUUUACAGUGAAGAACAACCUGUUUACAGUGAAGAACAACCUGUUUACAGUGCAGAACAACCUAUUUACAGUGAAGAACAACCUGUUUACAGUGAAGAGCAAGUUGCUUAUAGUGAGGAGCAGCCCGCUUUUAACCAAGAACAAACUACGUAUAAUCAGGAGCAAUAUGAGAAUUACGAGCAAUAUCCUCAGCAAUAUGUUGAUCCAAACGCGCAGUACGACGAACAUUAUAACUAUCAAACCGAUGAUAACUACCAGGGCGAUCCAAAUUUCGUCAAUCCAGAGAAUGAAACAUAUUCUCAGGAGAAUCAAAAUCAGCACGAGGAGAAACAAGUUGAGGAAUCUGAUGUCAAAACUCAAUCGCCAAAACAACCAAGUCAAAGUUAGCCAAUUUAGAGAUCAUUUUAAUUUCAUAUUUUAAUUUUUAUGUUAUCGUGCAAUAUUUGAUAAUUUUAUUUAUGUUUAACAAGAUUUUAAAAUGUAGAUAAAUGCUUUUGAUGUUUAAUUAAUAAGAUGCAACAUAGAUAAUCACAUACAUCAUUAAAUAAAUUAUAGUAGAACGUAAGAGCGAUUGUACAUUGCUCAAUAAAUAAUAAUAA